AUGGGCGCCGCGGGGCCAGCGGCUCCACCGGCAGCGCUUUGCCGCUGCAUCCAGCUGCUGCUGCUGGCCCUGGCCGUCGUGCCGCUCGGCAGCCGUGGGCUUCGCGUCCGUGCCGUGGGGGCGGACACGGGAGGCCUGAGCCGGGACGCGUUCCCCAAGGGGUUCAUCUUCGGGACGGCGACGUCCGCGUACCAGGUCGAGGGCGCCGCGACGUCCGGCGGCCGCGGGCCCUGCAUCUGGGAUCCCUUCGUCCACACCCCCGGAAAGAUUGCUGAAGACGGGAACGCAGAUGUUGCAACAGACGAAUAUCAUCGCUACAAGGAAGAUGUUGAUCUCAUGAAAAGCCUAAAUUUUGAUGCAUACCGGUUUUCAAUCUCCUGGUCCAGGAUCUUCCCAGAUGGCGAAGGGAAAGUUAAUGAAGAAGGAGUACAGUAUUAUAACAAUCUUAUAGACUACAUGAUUAAGCAAGGUCUUACUCCUUACGCCAACCUUAACCACUAUGAUCUUCCGCUUGCACUUCAGAAAAAGUACCAAGGCUGGUUAGGCCCAAAAAUUGUGGAUAUAUUCGCUGACUAUGCCGAUUUUUGUUUCAAGACUUUUGGUGAUCGAGUCAAGAACUGGUUCACAUUAAAUGAGCCAAGGAUAGUAUCAUUCCUUGGUUAUGAUAAAGGGAUUAACCCCCCUAAUCGGUGCACACAAUGCACUGCCGGUGGGAACUCAUCGACAGAACCUUACAUUGUUGUUCAUAACAUCCUCUUAUCUCAUGCUACUGCUGUUGCAAGAUACCGCAAUAAAUACCAGGCAACUCAGAAAGGCAAGGUUGGGAUAGUUCUAGACUUCAACUGGUACGAACCUCUUACCAACUCAACUGAAGAUCAAGCAGCAGUGCAAAGGGCCAGGGACUUCCAUAUUGGUUGGUUUCUUGAUCCAUUAAUAAAUGGACAAUAUCCGAAGACAAUGCAGGACAUUGUGAAAGAUCGGCUACCAAGUUUCACACGUGAACAGGUGAAGCUAGUCAAGGGCUCGUCAGACUAUUUCGGGAUCAAUCAAUAUACAACAUACUACAUUUCAAAUGAACAAACUACUCAGCAAGGACCACCAAGCUACUCGUCUGACUGGGGCGUACAAUAUAACUUUGAAAGAAAUGGCGUGCAAAUUGGACAGCUGGCGCACUCAGUUUGGCUUUACAUCGUCCCAUCGGGCAUGUAUGGAGUUGUGAACUACUUAAAGGAAAAGUACCAGAAUCCGACCAUCAUCAUAACCGAAAACGGAAUGGAUCAACCUGGAAACCUCACACGUGAGGAGUACCUGCACGACACGGUUCGGAUCGACUUCUACAAGAACUACCUGACGGAGCUGAAGAAAGGGAUCGACGACGGCGCAAACGUGGUGGGCUACUUCGCGUGGUCCCUCCUGGACAACUUCGAGUGGCUGUCGGGCUACACGUCCAAGUUCGGCAUCGUCUACGUCGACUUCACGACGCUCAAGCGGUACCCCAAGGACUCGGCGUACUGGUUCAGGGACAUGCUCUCAGGGACGGGCUCGAAGGCCGCCACCCCGCAGACCGGUUCAGGCACCCGCCCGGCUGGUUCGCCGUCAGCCACCUCGAAUGGCGCUGCCCUGCUGGUCUCUCUGUUCGUGUCCUUGUGUGUUCUGCUUCCAUCCGUCUUCAUGGUUUCCUCGGUUUAA
Molecule: messenger RNA, 1689 nt
Organism: Miscanthus lutarioriparius
Lineage: Eukaryota; Viridiplantae; Streptophyta; Magnoliopsida; Poales; Poaceae
Source: the annotation of a GenBank genome assembly